This is a messenger RNA of Mya arenaria, 2526 nucleotides long. Its product is annotated as transcription factor Sox-11-B-like. NCBI's taxonomy places the organism in Eukaryota, Metazoa, Mollusca, Bivalvia, Myida, Myidae. Bases 111 to 1280 code for a protein of 389 amino acids. The transcript is spliced from 2 exons. Gene Ontology annotation, biological process: cell differentiation; anatomical structure morphogenesis; regulation of DNA-templated transcription. Gene Ontology annotation, molecular function: RNA polymerase II cis-regulatory region sequence-specific DNA binding; DNA-binding transcription factor activity, RNA polymerase II-specific. The record is from RefSeq and is a predicted model, not a curated record.
UCUUCCGCGAUUGCAAUCAACUCGGUACUAAAGAAAACACUUUAUUCAGGGAUUUUCUAUCGAAGUGAUUUGAUGUUACAUUUUGGACUUUAAUGUAUUAGAUAGCAAACAUGGUGCCACAAAAUAGCCCAGGUGCUUCAAGCAGUGGAUACAGCAGUGACGAUGGAAUUAACAAUAAUGUCGCAAUGUUUGGGUCACAAACGAUCAAUCCGAACACAAACACUCCAUACUCGGAUGCUACAAUGUGCAAGAAAGUGACGACUCACGUCAAGAGACCAAUGAACGCUUUCAUGGUGUGGUCUCAGAUUGAGCGAAGGAAGAUUUCAGAAGUUGCGCCAGAUAUGCACAAUGCUGAAAUCAGCAAACAACUCGGUGCUCGGUGGAAAUUACUCGAUGAAAAUGACAGACAGCCUUUUAUCGAGGAAGCAGAACGAUUAAGGAUCUUACACAUGCAAGAAUAUCCGGAUUAUAAAUACAGACCAAGGAAAAAGGCAAAGCAGGCGCCAACUAAACCUGAACAGCAGGUGACCAAGGGAAAGGUGACGAAACCCUCAAAAGCGAGAACGGACCGGAACCGGUACCAGAAGGGGCCAUCCGCCGUCAAGGCGGCACUCGCCUCCCCCACUCAGUAUACUCCUAUGCAUUCAACAAAUACUCAACAGAGCCGACUCAAACUCAAAUUGACAAUCGAUGAAAAAUUUAAAGAGUGUAUUCGUGCCAGUAAAAAUGUCCAAGUCCCCUCGUGUCAGCUGACACCCCCGGGCAAGGUUCCUGCCAGCCCAGAGUACACGCCCCUGACCCCGGACUCGACCAGCUUCUACCCCGAGGAUCAUUACGAGACCCCCGCCCCAUCCCCCGUCGAGGAGGCCAUGGUGGUGGUGAAAACAGAGUUCCACAUCAAUAACAACAACAUCGUACAGCAGCCAGAGGGGUCCACCCUAGCUGAUUUAGACAAUCUCACUGACAUUCUCCAGAUGCCUGGCAACUGGCAGAUGGACAUCGAAAACAUGGAUUUAAGCAAACUCGCCGAUACGGACUUCCCUAAUUUUGACACAAAUAUUCAAGUGCAAAAUCAUCCACAGUUCCAGCCCACAAACAUUGUGAGCAGUUCCAUCGCCAAUGUGCCCAAUAGUGCUAUUUAUGUGAAUACUUACUCUAACCCCACUUCCUCACAUUUCGAAUUCCCGGACUAUUCAACUCCAGAAGUGUCGGAAAUGAUUGGACUUGAGAACGAAUGGUUGGACAUCUCUGUCUUAGGUUCAGUCACAACUGCUCAUUAAACAAACAUUCGCUCACUUAUAGUUUCCAUAUAUUUUAUAUGUGCGCAAAUGUUCAUACAAAGUUAUUAUUUCAAAUAUUCGGGAAUAUGUGCAAGAUACUGUAAUGAAGACUGUGAAAAUGUUGUUCGCAACUGUUUGUGGCCUAUUUAAAUUAAUUCUAUAUUAUUGAGGGCCCACUGCAGUUCGCAUGUGAUCAAAAUUUAUGCCUUUUUAAUAGAGGACCAUAUUACUUAUGAAACGGCAGGAGCAUCCAACAUGUAUUUUGAAAUGUAAAUAUGUAAAUAGUCCCUAUGUGUAUAUUUUGUUACAGAAAUUGAUUGUGACUGUCGUCUUGAGUACCAGUUUUUGAUAAGAGAUUUUAUACAUUUUUGAGAUAGGCAUAGAUUGAUUGUUAUAUUUGUUCUUCAAAAGGGCUCUGCAAUGUUUUGUUAAAAGAAAUGUUGAGAAGGUAUAUGAAUGUGGGAAAGGUCAGAUAUGUUUCUAAAAGAUAUGCAUUGAAAAAUAUUGCCAAAGUUGUUCAGUAGAGAUAAUUAUGUUCAUUUAUGACUAACACAUAUGAUAUACAGUAGCGUAGAUGAGUGUGAAACUAUAAUCAUAUAUUGUACGCAAUAUUUAGUCAAAUAUGUGUAUUGUUUUAUUAUUGUUUCCAAUGUUUUCCAUUCAUGUCAAAGUCACAUUCACUGAUAUGUAUUCCAGGUACAAAUGUCAUAUUUUUGUGAAAUAUGUGAGAAAUGAUAUUAAGAGAGUCUUAUUUCAUUAGAUUAGUAUACAAGCUGAAGUUAUUAGUAGCCAAAUGUUUAAUGCAUAAGUUAUUAGUAAUUCUAUCAGGUUAGUGAAACAGGACUGCUACUUUUUGUAUGUGCUUUCACCACAACUGCCUUUACAGGUGAUAUCGUUUUUACAAACAGGUUGCAUUUUUAUAAGAAGCAAUCAUUUUUUGUAAUGAAUAUUGUGUAGGGUUACAUUCAACCUUCGCAUUUAUUUUUCUCAGAAAAUCUCACCAUGGAGUUCUCACUGACUGUGUCUCAAUGCAUUAUGAUGCUCGACAUUUCGUCGAUAAAAUUGUGCUAACUUAUCAUUGAAAACUUAUCAUUUUUGUAUAUAUCAUUGUAGAUACUCUAUUUAAAUCAUUUUGGUCAACGAAAUGUUAUUAUUUAUGUACUAAAGUACAGUUUAUGUGAAAUGUUUUACAUGAUACAUGUAUCGAAUUGAAUGUAUUAAAUUCACAAAACUGGCAAAAAACCUA